This is a messenger RNA of Ornithodoros turicata, 3105 nucleotides long. RefSeq names its product dihydroxyacetone phosphate acyltransferase-like (gene Dhap-at). Gene Ontology annotation, biological process: triglyceride biosynthetic process; phospholipid biosynthetic process; ether lipid biosynthetic process. The record is from RefSeq and is a predicted model, not a curated record. Lineage: Eukaryota; Metazoa; Arthropoda; Arachnida; Ixodida; Argasidae. Gene Ontology annotation, cellular component: mitochondrial membrane; peroxisomal membrane. The transcript is spliced from 14 exons. The coding region runs from base 100 to 2169 and encodes 689 amino acids. Gene Ontology annotation, molecular function: glycerone-phosphate O-acyltransferase activity; glycerol-3-phosphate O-acyltransferase activity.
CAGACUGCAGAAUACUGCUUCAGCCGGCACUUCAGAUUAGGCUUUGGGUGUUGUGCAUGCGAGGACAGAUUUGACAGGUCGGACCAUGUACAAGACAAGAUGAGCAUCACCGUGGACGGGGAGAAAUUUGACGACCUCCUAGCCGACAGGAGAGAGCUGGGUGAACUGUCCUGGUGUACACGCAACUGGGAAUCCCCCAAGUACCGUUUCAACUUAUCCCGGGCACCAGGAUGCAUCAAGACACAAGUGUUUGAAAGCCCAAGAGUUCAGAAUGCCAUCUCAGAGGUCAGCAAGAAACACGGUCGACCCAGGACGGACGUGGAGCAGGAGGUCCGCGGCAUCGUCGAGGAGAUGGGGCAUAACAUGAAGAUGGGCAACAUUCGAUUCUUGGGUUACGUCCUCAGCAAGUGCUACAAGAGCAUGUACCGCUCCUUGUAUGUCCACUCCAAGGGCAUGGAGAAGUAUCGAAAGAUGGCACUGGAGAACCCAAUCCUGCUCCUCCCAACCCAUAGAAGCUACAACGAUUUCCUUCUCAUGUCCUACGUGUGCUUCUACUAUGACGUUCCUCUCCCGGUCAUUGCAGCUGGCCUCGACUUCCUCGGCAUGCCGGCUGUCACCAUGUUACUGCGAAACGGUGGAGCUUUUUUCAUCCGUCGCACUUUUGGGUCGGACCAGCUCUACUGGGAGGUCUUUCGAGAGUACGUUCACACGCUCGUCGUUGGUGGCGAACACCCCGUUGAAUUCUUUGUGGAGGGAACAAGAAGCAGGACUGCGAAAUCCCUUUGUCCAAGGACUGGCCUUUUACACACUGCUUUAGAAAUGUUCUUCACUUCGAGGGUGUCCGAUAUCAACAUAAUCCCGAUCACAAUCACGUACGACCGCACACUGGAGGAGAACCUGUACGCGUACGAGCUUCUCGGAGUUCCGAAACCAAAGGAAUCUACGUCGGGAUUGGUGAAAGCCAGGGGGAUAUUGAAUGACAACUACGGUGACAUCUUCAUUCGGUUUGGGGAUCCUAUCUCCGUACGAAGCUUCUGUGACCCCCAUGUCGAUCGGACGUUUCAUGCCCUUCAACCGAGGUUUAUUACACAUCACACGCCAGCAGAGGCCGAAGCGUGCGCGAGGCUGGCGCGGAGGGUGAUCAAGGCUCAUCACGGCAUUCUGGCCAUGUCUCCAUUUCCACUCCUCUGCCUCGUGCUACAUUCGCAGCUGUCACGGCUUCCUGGUAUUGCAACCCCUCCCGCGGACAAGUUGGCCGAAGAAGUGCUCUGGCUACGGCAGUUCCUGCGGAGAGCUGGCGUUGUCGUGAAGUUUCACGGUGCGGAAUCUGGAUCAUCCUUGGAUUGGCUACGGAGGGAGAUCAACACCCACUCGUACCUCCUCAGACUUUCUCCAUCCAACGAAGUGGAAUUUGCGAAGGGGUCCAAGAAAAAACUGAAGGCAAGUAAGGAUCCCAAGAAUAGCUCUCUGCUGCGGAUAAAGAGCAACACCGUGGAAGCGGCACUGCCUCGGAUGCUGCUCUAUCACUACGGCAACCAAGCUCUCCAAGUGCUAGCACCGGCCUGCAUGACCGCCCUCGUCCUGGUCACUACGCCGGUGCCGAGGACCCAUGAUGUCCUUUUCGAAAACUUCAAGAGACUUCAGAAUCUUCUGCAAAGGGAGUUUGUCUUCGAAAUGGACAAGCUUGAAAAUAACUUUCUGGACACGGUUGAAGUGCUUCGACAUGUCGGUGCCCUCGGUGUUCCUUCUUCGAGUGACAUGGAUACCCUCUCUGACGAUAGCAUCCAGUUGCUUAACUCCUUGGCUAGUCAUGUGAUGCCGUUUUUAAAGGGCUUUCAGAUUGUUUGCGAAUUUUUGGUAAGUCGAAGAGUGUCCGAGGUGGAUGUUCCGAUACCAGAGCUUGUGAGGCAAUGCCAGUGUGCCGCGGAAGAGGCAAUCCUCAACGGGCGGACGAGCGAGUACCAUGUCCUGUCGUUGGACUUGCUCAACAACUGCUUGCUGUGUCUCACGUUCCUUGGAGCAGCCAAGAAGGAAGUCAGGAAAGAAGGCACGGUACUGGUACCCAACGCAGACGAAGUCACCAAAGUUCUUCACAGUAUAAAAUCAUUUCUUCCUGGCACUUCCCAGUUUUCUGCAGAGGAGCUACCACUGUUGAGAGCCAAGCUGUAGGGGUAACUUAUUAGCGAAGCAACACGCGAAAAUGUUGACACAUUUAGGCAUAUUUAUUUUGUGUUCCGUCCUAGGGACGGACGUUGCAUGUGUUAGCUUUCACCUUGUUACAUAAGAUGCGACACUGUGUUGCGCGUCGUGAUCCUAGAGAUCGUACAGGAAGUCCCGCCCUUUGUCGUACGAGCUAUAUCGAGAAGCGAUGUUGUGUGCCAAGUAGCAGCUCGGGGAAAGGUUGCUGGUUGUAGAGACGUAGAAAAUGGAAGACCUUGACGUGUUUAGUGUAUAAAGAGCCUAUUUGUGUGAAGAAAGAAAGCAUUUUUUUGUCAUACGCCAACCUUGGCAUCUAACAGCAGUGUGGCCAAAAUUUGUGUCACACUGCUGUUCCGUUCUACACCACGCUUGUCACAAUGGCAAACGAAGGCACCUACCUUAAAUGAAAUGACACUUCGCUUUGGUCGAAACACUGCGUCAUUCUUCAAGCAGUGUAUCGGAAGCUACCAUGCAAAAUAUUUUCGCUGGACGGUUUCUCCUCACUGUGCAAUUUAAUUUACAAAAAUGAAAAACAAAACAAAAACAUGCACGCGCACAAACAAAAACUACCGCAAGUGGUGUGGCAUUACAUUGGAAGGCCCGCCCCCGAUGUGCUGGUGUGUCUUAUUCCCACUGAGAGUUAAUUCACUAUGGACAUGGUGCGGUGCUACUUGCAGCGUGCUCUGUAUGUCACGGAGUGAUGUCAUUCAUUUGUGGGCUCUCGGAAAGAGUUGAGAGGGUUGUAGACUAUGUGUGCGAAUGAAAGCUCUCUCUCUCUCGGACGGCGGAGGAACAGUUCCGAUGGUCGUUCUUUGGCACGAUCCACUACAGCGAAUGAAGGAAAGAAGAAAAGAAAGAAAGAAAAUGUAUUCAAAUUUAGAUAAUAAUAAUAACAAUAAUAAUUUA